Oikopleura dioica is the source of this 528-nucleotide messenger RNA. NCBI's taxonomy places the organism in Eukaryota, Metazoa, Chordata, Appendicularia, Copelata, Oikopleuridae. The record is from the annotation of a GenBank genome assembly.
AUGGCUUUCGAGUUAAAAAAUAUAAAGAAAUCGUUAACUGAUCCGGAAAGACGCACAUCUUUAAUUUUUUUGACUUUAUUCUGUGGAGGAUUGGUUUUCAUUGGACUACACAUUUACAGAUCGCUUGACGGCCUUGGCUUUAAAUGCGAACACACAAAAAUGAACGAAACCAUCACGAACCAAAUCCUCGAAGACAAAGUCUACUGCGAGGAAACUAUGAUGCCCGAUCUCCGCGAAUUCAUAGACUCUAAGCGAGACAAUCACACCUGGUGCGGCUUUCUUCACGACAAUGUUGGUCACCAGAAGACAAGAGCAAAGUCGCCGAUUUAUGCUUGCUUUCCAGCCGUCCCAGCUGACAUGCAAAUCCAAGUGACUUGCCCGAUGAACUCAACAGUUAGGACCGGACAGGAUCGCCGUUUAGGAUGGACAGUCAGCCGAUGGUGUAAUAGCAAUGGAACUUGGGAUAUAAGCAGCUCCCUGCUCCGGACUCUUUAUUUUAUUUCUGAUACUUUCGAGAGUAACUAUUAA